Molecule: messenger RNA, 4251 nt
Organism: Sceloporus undulatus (fence lizard)
Lineage: Eukaryota; Metazoa; Chordata; Lepidosauria; Squamata; Phrynosomatidae
Gene: QPCTL
Product: glutaminyl-peptide cyclotransferase like
Exons: 7
Coding region: 1340-2521 (393 amino acids)
Molecular function (GO): zinc ion binding; glutaminyl-peptide cyclotransferase activity
Source: RefSeq, a predicted model, not a curated record
GUAAAACCAUGGUGUUUUUGUUAUUUAUGGUUUCCCCACAUUCACGGGGGUCCUGUGCCCCUAACCCCAGCCAAUGUGAAUUAGCCAUUUCUUCUUGUCUCCAUAGAUAUACAGAGCUGUGGCCUUUCUGCUGCAGUGCCCUCCUACCAGCAAGUGCAUUGCUUCCAAGCCAGGCUCCAAUCCCAUCCUGAUGCUGCACUUUUACAUAACCGCAUUUAUGCUUUGCGAUUGAUGAUGAUCUCUUUAUCUGUGGCAGGAGCCCAGCGGAUGCAUCGCUUGGCCUUUGGAGCAGAACAUACCUUAAGUGAGACCCACUCCUGGCUGGGGAUCAGCUAAAAAUACUUCUCCCAGAGGACUCCUGCUGCCUGCAGCCCAACAGAUAUCUGCCCUGGGACAGAAGCCAGAGAAAGAGAUCUGAAAAGAGUGCAUUUAUUUAUUAGAGACAUUCUGGGCAUCAGUCUGGUUCCUUGAUUUAGCUACCUAUGCUAGCUUUCAAUAUGGAGAUGGCAUAUGUUUCCCACUUUAUCGGCACAACAGCCCUGCAAGGUGGGCUUCGCCGAUUGAGAGCAUCAUCUCUGACUGGGAGUUUCAAUCUGGGUUUCUCCCUCAGUCCAAGGGUAUCUUUGGCUGCAUCCACACUAGAGGAAUAACCCGGUUUGGCACCGCUUUAAUUGCCCUGGCUCAAGGUUAUGGAAUUCUGGGAGUUGGAGUUUGUUGUGGGGCCCAGAGCGGAGCACACAAUAAAAUACAAUUAAAGUAUUAGCAAUUGCUAAAACAAUUAGUAACAGCAGCUGCCGCUCCAUCUCUAUGGAAUCCUGGGUUUUGUCGGUUUUUUGAAGGUCUUUAUUAGCCUCCUCUGCUAAAGCUACACAAAAACUACAAAUCCCAGGAUUCCAUAGCAUGGCCUUUGAGUGCCUCUACACUGCAGAAAUAAUGGAAUUUGGGUAUCACUUCAAGUGUUGCAGCUCCAUCAGAUGGAAUCAUGUGAUUUUUUUUCGUUCCAGCAGGUCUUUCAAUUUCUCUGCCAAAGCUACGAACCCCCAGGGUUCCAUAGGGUUAAAACGGUAUGAAACCGCGUUAAUUCCGCAGUGCAGACGCAGAAGCCAACGCGUCCUUAAAGCCGCGUGUCCUUAAGAGAAGGGAAGAGGGCGUGGCUUCCUCAGACUCCGCCUCUCUGCUCGGAUAGGCUGAGAGUGGCGAGGAGGCGCGGCGGUAUUUACAUAAAGAACGCCGGCGCGCCCAAUGAGAAGAGGCGGGCGGGGAGUGGGCGGGGCUUGUGCGUGACCACGCCUCCCUGUAUCUUCCUCGGUGGUCCAGGUGGAGGUGCGGCAGGUGGGCCAUGCGAAAAGGGCCGCGCAGGGGCCGGUCUGGGAUGGAGCCUGGAGCCGGAGGAGGCGGCCCCGGGGGGCCUUCCAGGCGAGGGCCUCCUCGGCUCCCCCUCCGCCGCCUUGGGCUGCCUCUGCUGCUCCUGGCCCUGGCUGCCCUGGGAUCCCUCCUGGCGCUCUACCUGCUCCUCGGGGAAGAAGGGGCGGAACAGCAGCAGCAGCAGCAGCCUCCGGAGGCAAGGCAGAAGGAGCACAAGCCCCGGAGUUUGUCCAGCGCCCGGCUGAAGCGCCUGGCCUCCCAGGUGGAUCUCCAGCGCCUUUGGAAAAGGUACCUGCAGCCCAUGCUGGUCGAGAGGUACUCUGGCAGCUCCGGGAACCAGAGAGUCCGACAGUUCCUCACAGAAACGCUGCGAACGCUGGAGGCUUCUUGGCACGUGGAGCUGGACUCUUUCAAGGAGCGGACCCCUCGCGGCGCCGUGAGCUUUGCCAAUGUGGUGGCAACACUGGACCCGUUGGCGCCUUCCCGCCUGGUAUUUGCCUGCCACUACGAUUCCAAGUACUUCCAAAGCGACGAGCGCGGCCGGGCGUUCCUGGGCGCUACAGAUUCAGCCGUGCCAUGCUCAGUUUUGCUGGAGCUGGCGACGGCGCUGGACAAGGAGUUGCUGAAAGCCAAGGCGCAGAGUCCCAAGGUGACGCUGCAGCUGCUCUUUUUCGAUGGGGAGGAAGCAUUCAAGGAGUGGAGUGCAACCGACUCUCUCUAUGGGGCACGCCACUUGGCUGAGCGCAUGGCGCAAACUGCCCACCGCCCGGGCAUCACCCAGCUCCAGGCCAUCUCUCUCUUUGUCCUCUUGGAUCUGCUGGGUGCGAGGCAGCCAACCAUCCGAAACCAUUUCCCUGCUACGGCCGGUUGGUUCGAAAGGCUUCUUGGUAUUGAAAAGCGUCUCCAUCGACUAGGCCUCCUGGAGUCACACCCGCAGGAACAGCUGUAUUUCCAGAGAGAUCCCAUCUACAGCCUCAUUGAAGAUGACCAUGUGCCCUUCCUCCGGAAAGGUGUUCCUGUCCUUCACCUCAUUGCUACCCCUUUCCCUGAUGUCUGGCACACCAUGGAAGAUACAGAGGCGAAUCUCCACCCGCCCACCGUCCAGAACCUAUGUAAGAUCCUGGCUGCUUUCCUAGCAGAGUAUCUGCACCUAUAAGCAGAUGCAACCCAUUCAAUGCUGACAAUCUGAGACACGAUCGGACAAGAGCGCACAACAACCACAGAGGACACCUGUUACGAGAAUGAUAACCUACCAGGGAUUUGAUUUGUGACUACAUAAAAAAAAAAUUGGCUUGCAAUCUAAGAGGAAUGUGUGAUAAUGGGACAAUCUAUAUGUACUUUGGGGAAACUAUGAAUUCCUGUCUGAGUCCUGCAGACCAAGAGGACUACCAUCUGUAGGUGGAAUUGCCAAGUUGCCACAGAUUAAGAAGGCAAGAAGGAACAGUGUCGGGAAAAGACUCAAAAGACUUCUUUCUUCCUUUGAUAAUUUUUUUUGACCGAACAAGAGUUGCCAAAGAUAUGGAGAAGGACAUCUCUCUUUCACUCCUUGUAGGAGUGUCUUGGGCUGCCCAAGCCCAGUGUGGUUUAUGGCUUGUUCUCAUAGCCCAGGGAUGGGCAAAUCUAUUGAUGUUGAUGAACUGCAACUCCCAACGCUCCUCAGCAUUGUCUAUACUUGCUAAGGGGGGAAGAGGGAAGAAAUGUCAGAUAAUAAAGAUGUGGCUGCUCUGGGCUCCCAGGGGAAGGAAAAGGAGAGUGCACUCUAUUAGUGAGUGCAUCCCCACUUCUUUUCCUUUUUCAGCCGAGACCGGCUGCUUCUUCAUUAUCUGAGUUCCCUCUCUCUUACAAAUAAACAACAAGGACCCUUUUUAGUCUUCCAUUGUAGUCCAGGGACUAUUCAGCAAGAUCUGGAGGUCCACACUUUGCCCGUCCCCAUUGCAGCCCUCCUUGGCUUGCAAAUCCAACAGGGUACACAUCGCUAAAAAUAAUAAUCUUGCACAACGUUCCCUUCCUGAGCCAUUUUGUACUGGGAGACCUCAUUUCACGGCUGUGUCCUAAAAUUGUCCAAAUGCUCCAUCACUUCACAGUUUCACAGAUCUCUGGACUGUGAUGGAAGCAGUGUGCCAUCCAGGAUGGUCUCAGCCACCUAUCUCUGCCCAUGUUCUGUUUUUUAUACCAAGGAAAACGGGUCUCUUUUUAAAACACAUUGUCCGGCCUGAAGGCCUUUUCAGGUGUAAAGAAAUUGCCAUAUGUGGAAAGUGUCAUAGGUGGAGAUAAAUGGUAAGGGUUCUCACCAGCUAUGGCAGGAGUCUCACCAUGCCAGUAUCUCUGGGUUGUUCCAAUGAGGGUACUUUUUACAUACUUACAUUAAGAGGUAUUCAGUACCUGCUUCACUGCACAGUGCAGAAAUCUGGCUCAAAGGCUGGUUGGUACACCGGGCACCAAAAGCCAUUACAACUUCUCUUGUAUGGGAAUGGAUCUCAGUUUACAUACAUAGGGGGAACGUUGUAACCUGUGGAGGAUUUCUGAGUCCUACUCAACUCACAGCAGAGACCUGAGAGGGAAGAAAGAGGUGCUAUUUCUUAAUGCUCAGUGUUUGAGCAUUAGCAUAACUGGGAGAUAGAGAACGAUUCUGGACUAGUAUUUUCACCCCAAUGCUAGCUUCCAGAUAAUACUGUCUCUUCUCCCCCUUAAAUACUGUAUCAGGUGAGCAUUAUGUAGUUUUUCCAAUUUCCAGUAGCCUGCAAUGUUACUAUUUAUUUUUCCAUUUUAAAGAUACUGCUAGCAUCUCUUUCUUGCUCCUGCUUGUCUUGACUAGACCUCUUCCAUUCCUCUCUUGCAGACAAAUCUUAAUAAGCAAAUGUUUCAGUAAACGUUUCUUCUUUCCAA